AUGCCUGUGCGGCCAGUGUAUGAGUGGGAACAGACGGAGGAGGAGGUGCUGCUGCGCGUCACGAUCAAAGGCUUCAAGAAGGAGGCGAUCGACGUGUUCCUUUCAGACGUCUGGGUGAAGGUCAAUGCGGCGCCCACGUACCUCCUUGUGCUCGACCUCCUACACCCUGUUGACGCGUCGCGGUCGACGUAUUACAUGGACCCGGAGGACCGCACGUGCCUGCGCCUCCGUCUCUGCAAACAGGAAACAGGCAUGUGGUCGGAUCUCUGCAUUCGCGCGGACGAGUACGACGCGGGCGCGCUUCGCGAGCGACGCGCCACCGCGAUGAAGCGGGCGGAGGAGGACUACAACCGUCGCCUGCAGGAGCGAGUGGGGAAGCGGGAGGAGGAGCGGCGUCGCAUGACGGAGGAGCAAUGGGAGGUAGAAAGGGCGCAGCGGCGACUCAUUGAGGGCCGUGUGAAGGAGGAGCGGGAUACGGCCGAGGCCGACCUCUACGUGUGGGAGGAGGCACAGAAGCAGCAACGCCAAAACCAGCAAGGGGGACACCAGGCCCUGGUGACCGGAGCCGUCCCAACGUCGCCGGAGGACGUCGUCGUGCCGCAGACGGCGAAGGCGAACGAAACCACCGCUCCAUGUGUGCGGCACCACGACACCGUUGUUGUUCCUGUAGAAUUCACGCCAAAGCUCGCGGCAAUGCCGACGCGUUCUCGUGGGGAGGAAGAGUACUACCGUCGAAGUCGGUACAAACCAACACGCAUAGAGGACAGUCCAAUGUUCUGGAAAGAACGUGCUGACAAGCACUACCACCACCAGGAAUGGCAGAUGGCGGCAGAUGCGUACACGGAAUCCAUCAAGCGUGAUGGCGCAUUUUUGACGUGUGUCUCGAACCGUGCCGCCUGUUUUAUUCACCUAUUUGAAUACAAACGCGCCAUUGAAGACUGUACGUUGGCCUUGACGAUGCUGUCGAAUACUCCGGCGAGUGAGCUGACGCAGGAGAGGUACCGCUAUCUUAUGAUGAAGCUUCACGCCCGACGUGGGGCGGCGUACUGCUGGGGGCGCUGCUGCGAGAAGGGCAUUGAAGAUUUUCGCAUUGCCUCUGCGUACAGUAAUCCGGAGGAGGACCACGAUGUGUUGUCAGACUAUCAACUUGUGGAAAAAUACAUGAAGGAGCAGGGUUUACUAGAGACGAGGGAUCCGCUAGAGGAUAAGUUGCGAGAGGCAUCUUCCUUCUAUUAUCAUGGGAAAUACGCCGAGGCUGCGGCGGUGUACCGCGAUGUGCUGCAGGCGAACCCGUACGACGUGAAGACGCGCAACAACUUGAGCGCCGUCUUGUUGCAGCAGGGACUGUUUAAGGAGGCUUUGGAGGAGACCUCACAGGUGCUGAGUUUCUGUCAUGAGGUGGCGGAUGCGCUGAGUUGCCCUGGGGCUCUCUCCACGAACUUGGUGGAUAGCGACGAUGAUGAUGAGGUGGAUGCUGCCGGGGGUGAGGCUGCGGAUGAGAUGGUGCGACAGCGGAAUGCCGCGGCGCGAAAGGUUGGCGAACAGAGCGGACACGUGUAUGCACUGCUCAAGGCCUGCGUGCGGGGCGCGGCGGCGCACUGCGGCCUCAAGGACUACCGCAAGGCCCUGCAGCUGCUUGAGCAAGCGGUACGCAUCACACCGUACGACGAUGAUCUGCAGGAUGAUUACAAGCGUGUCUCCGAGAAGCUGCAGGUGGAGACGCUUGUGGCCGCCUCCACGGCAGGGUUGGAGCGAAGCUGCGGGGGAAGCGCGAACACUGAGGCGCAGGCAGAAAAAGAACGAGAAAGCUAG
Trypanosoma rangeli is the source of this 1812-nucleotide messenger RNA. RefSeq names its product TPR Domain containing protein. Gene Ontology annotation, biological process: cilium movement; outer dynein arm assembly; inner dynein arm assembly. Bases 1 to 1812 code for a protein of 603 amino acids. The record is from RefSeq and is a predicted model, not a curated record. The transcript has a single exon. NCBI's taxonomy places the organism in Eukaryota, Euglenozoa, Kinetoplastea, Trypanosomatida, Trypanosomatidae. Gene Ontology annotation, molecular function: protein binding.